GCUCUCCGCCUGAGGGUGAUUUUUUUCUCUCGGCGCGUGGCUGAACGGCGGCUACGUCUGCCGGUUUUCAAUUCAGCGUGGUUAGUUUCUGACCUGUGGAGAAAGAAGUUACAAGACACUGUCAAAAAAUGUUCGGGUAUACGUGUAAAAUAGGUCGUGCUCUAUUAGUUGCUCGAGCCGUUGUGAUCUCCGGUCGUCAUUCGAAGAGGUUCUAUCCAGCCAAGAAGAAACGGUUUUACAAAGAAGUCAGCAUAGUCCGAUCUGGGGAUCAAUUCGAGGUCUGCCUCGACCAGAGGAAGCUCAAAACGCCCCUGGGAAAACUGCUGCUCGUUCCAAACGAGGCGUUGGCGGUUGCUGUCGCAACAGAAUGGGAUUGCCAGCAGACAGAAAUCAACCCCAACGAAAUGCACCUGACUGGCCUUUGCAACACGGUCGUGGACAACCCUUCCAAAAAGACAAAGGAAGAUACUGCGUCCGAUAUACUGGAGUUCCUGGAAUCGGACACUCUUUGCUAUCGAAUGCAGGAGCCUGACGAGCUUGUCACCUUGCAAAAGGAGAAGUGGGAUCCCUUAUUGCGAUGGUACGAAGAAAGGUUCAAUGUGAAGCUGGAGGCAAAGAGCGACCUGGCGGUGUCAACGCUACCUCAAGAAGUGUGCGAUGUUGCUUUCAAGCACCUGAUGUCGUAUUCAUUGUGGGGGCUGACAGGCAUUCAAUACGGCGCGGAAAGCCUCAAGUCUUUGAUCCUUUUCCAAGCGGCGUUGGCGCAGCACCUCAGUGUGGAACAAGCCGUCAUGCUGGGAAGGCUGGAGAGUGAGUUUCAGACGAGUCGCUGGGGCAGAGUGGAGUGGGCCCACGACCUUGACCGAGAGCAAGUUCUGAGCCGAGUAGCAGCAGCAGUGCUCUUUGUGCAGCUUACGUCCGAGUCGUCCAGCAUCGUUUCCAAGUCGAGCGCCGCAAAACCAGCUCAUCAGUCAUCCGCAGGCUCGGAGAGGUGAAUGGCCAACAGCACAAUAGGUUCUCCUUCGCCGACUUCAAGUGGUUCUUCGUAGUGGUGCGUGAACUUGUUGAAUAGAUGUACGUGCUGUCUGCUGCGAAAGUUCCCGAGCCAAAGUGUUCGCAACCAGUUUGGACAUUCUGCCGUGCGUAGGCAUCGCGAUCGGCGGUUGAUUGAUUGGCUGAUGGCGUGUCUCAAAGGAACACUCGGGCAGAAGGAAGAUGCCAUAGGCUUCGGAUUAACUUUGACCUCCCAAAGGUCCCCAGAGUGCAUUCAGAGCAAUGCACACGAGCGUUCUUGCACCCCGAACAAGCCAGAAUGUUGCUGGGAAUCAAAGAGUCACAACCUUUUUCUUAAGCAGAAGGUUGUAGCCCUUGAAGCAGGUGUGCUUUCAGGUAAUGGCCCAGUUAGUGCCUGCUCUAUAUUACUAUUAGCAUUAAUUCAAAGGUGACAAGGUUGAAAACGACUACAGAAUGGGUUGUUGGAUUUCCAAGUUUGUCUGCAUUUGUGAGAGGCCUAAUUCAGGCUCCAAAGCGUGCAUUUGGAACACUACUCCGCUCCAUACGUAGCAGGCAACGCAGUGAAAGCUACGCUCAUAGUGCGGUGAUAGAAGUCCUGCUCUACGUGUUUCCCAGUGCAGUUGUUUCUUGAUGUGCGAUGCUUCAAACGAAAUAAGUACUUCAUACAUUGAAGAUGCAACUUGUCGAUGCAAGGUUAUGCCAAGGCACAUGUUAUUUGUGCAGUUUUGCGCUUUUAUAAUGCGACGGUUAUGUUCGGCUGCAUAACUGCGACCCUGGGCUGCGGCCACGGGUCACAGAAACAUGUCGCUCAGUGUUUAAUAGUUUCAUAUCUGUGAUGCCUGCCAGGUAAUAAUGAAGUCAUAGUUUACUAUUUAAAAUUGUGACACUUACUGUUAUAUCGAAGUGUAUGAUGCAUACCCAUCUUUAUCCUUCAUGUGACACACUGUUUCUUGGUAGAGAAUUCGAGCAGUGAGAGAAGUCUAGCCUUUGUUAGCAUUGCCUGCUGUGUACAAGACGAAGUACAAGCAACCGGCUGCAGAGUGAUUGCAUGUCUAACUCCUGUGGAAUUGAGUGCGACAGUGUCAUGAUCAAUAUUUACUGUUGCGUUUCAAUUGAUUCUUAUGAUGGUUGAUCCUAGGUCCCUAGGGACAUCUCUACCUUAAAAUCGUUCAAGCAAUAGCUACACAGCUACGUAGCACAGUGUUCCGAGCUUGGUAGCAAGUGAUUCGGCCUGGGAACUUUUGCAACAGCAUGUUGUCUUGCAAACUUUAGGUUGCAAGAAGAAACAAGAAAUGAAUGAGUGGCCAUUGAAGCCACACAAUGUAAUCGUUGGUGACCCCGAAAAUAAUGAAAGUUUGUGACAGAUGCAGCAUCACGAGUCUCUUUGUUUGAAUUGUCACUGGUAAUCAUGACUGAUCGAUAAAAUUAUUGAAAAAGAGGUUGCAUCCAGCAUGAAAAUACCUUCAUUAUGUCCAGUAUUUGUUAUAAGCAUAUAUCCGUUACAUGGUGAUAGGUUCGUACAAUUUGCCUGCACCAUCUGAACCAGUUCAUCAGGUGCUACACCCUGCCAUUAGUUUCGGCGGUGCAGCAAUGGCACCCUCUGAACAACAUUGUUUGUUCCAAAUGGUGCAGGAGAGGUGCACGGCUAGUUCACAAUUUCGCUGCACCCUCCCAGCUGACUGUGCCGACUUGGUGCAGACGUGCAAGUGCAAAGCAGCAAUGUAGCAGACGACGCAGCACGCACGCUUAUGCGUGUCUGCUGUAUCUGUGUAACGCGGGGCGUGUCGUUUACAUUUGUUUUUGUGUACGUGUAUACGAGCACGUAGUGUAUUUACCAUAGCCCCCAAUUCAGCUGUUUGUGCUGAUGAAUGUGAUGCUAUUUCGGAUUAAACAACAUAUCUGUUA
Messenger RNA from Dermacentor andersoni, 2919 nucleotides. RefSeq names its product ATP synthase mitochondrial F1 complex assembly factor 2 homolog l(2)k14505. Gene Ontology annotation, cellular component: mitochondrion. The record is from RefSeq and is a predicted model, not a curated record. Lineage: Eukaryota; Metazoa; Arthropoda; Arachnida; Ixodida; Ixodidae. Gene Ontology annotation, biological process: mitochondrial proton-transporting ATP synthase complex assembly.